Messenger RNA from Lepus europaeus (European hare), 1783 nucleotides. RefSeq names its product trans-golgi network vesicle protein 23 homolog C (gene TVP23C). Gene Ontology annotation, cellular component: Golgi membrane. The record is from RefSeq and is a predicted model, not a curated record. The transcript has 7 exons. Gene Ontology annotation, biological process: vesicle-mediated transport; protein secretion. The coding region runs from base 97 to 714 and encodes 205 amino acids. Lineage: Eukaryota; Metazoa; Chordata; Mammalia; Lagomorpha; Leporidae.
GAGCCAGUGGGGACGGGGUUUGUGACAGUUCCGGCCCGGACCCGGUGCCUGACGCGCUGACGUGGCUCCCGGAAGUGGGGCCGGCGCUGCCUCGCCAUGUUGUCACAGGACAGUAAUGAUGACACUGAGGAUGUUUCCCUGUUUGAUACGGAAGAGGAGACAGCUAAUAGACCAAGAAAAUCCAAAAUCAGACAUCCAGUGGCAUCAUUUUUCCAUUUGUUCUUUCGAGUCAGUGCAAUUGUAGUCUAUCUUCUCUGUGAAUUACUCAGCAGCAGCUUUAUUGCCUGUAUGGUGACAAUUAUCUUGUUGUUGUCAUGUGACUUUUGGGCAGUGAAGAAUGUCACAGGUAGACUGAUGGUAGGCUUACGUUGGUGGAAUCAUAUUGAUGAAGAUGGAAAGAGCCAUUGGGUGUUUGAGUCCAGGAAGACAUCCUCUGAAGAAAAUAAAGCUGUUUCAGAAGCUGAAUCAAGAAUCUUUUGGUUAGGACUUAUUGCCUGUCCAGUGCUAUGGGUGAUAUUUGCCUUUAGUGCUCUCUUCUCCUUCAGAGUCAAAUGGCUGGCAGUGGUUAUCAUGGGUGUGGUGCUACAAGGUGCCAACUUGUAUGGUUACAUCAGGUGUAAAGUGGGCAACAGAAAGAAUUUAACCAACAUGGCAACCUCGUAUCUUGGAAAGCAGUUUUUAAGACAAAACGCUGGAGGUGAUCAGACUACCUGAGUAGAGAGGAAGCUUGUGUGUUUCUCUUACACUGGGGAGCCACGGAAGAGACUCUGGGCUGAGCCUUUUAGCACUCAGUCCAUGUUGCAAAGAGGAGUGUUGGGUUUGUUUUUCCACUUAAAACUUUAUUUGAAAAGAAGGUAGUUUUCAUCUUCAGUUUUUAUUUUCUUUCUAGCAGUUGGGGCUAGGCAGUGUGGUGUCGCUAGAAACACUGUCAGCAUUUGUUUUAUGGUGCAUGUAUGUAGUCGUGUAGUUCCAUGUGUCCCAAAUUAGUGAAGGGGUUUGUGUUCAUUUAUGUAACAGAAACCUUUGCAUUUUGAUCUGUAGAACGUGGGUGGAUGUUUUUAGUCUGUCUCAAAGCUCUGUGUGUUUAUAUAUUAUUUCUGUAGAUUAUUUUCAGAAGUAAGUUUUGAUUCCAUGGUAAGAGUGGGCACUUUGACUUGUGUAUAAGUUAUAUAUAAUUGUUAGUUUCUAGUAUGUAUUUCAUAGUGAAUUUUCUUAUCUUAGACAUAAUACAAGCAAAUAAAAAUAAAAUAUGGGCUAGUGGUGUUAAACUAGUUAACUAGCUUGUGUUUUAUUUGUAACAAGUCACUUACUUGUAAGGCCUGAUUAAUAUGAAUGGGAUCUUCACAGUGUGUGUUAGGAGAUACCCAGAGGUUGCUGCUGUUCUGUUUAUUUUGUGGAAAGGAGAGCCAGAGUCCACUUGGGAAUUUCCCAGAUGCUCUUCAGUGGUCUAGGGCUAAUAAAAUCUGUCUUUUACCACUAAAGAGUAUUAUUCUUAUGUCAUAAUGAGAAUACUCAUUUAAAUACUGGGCAUAAUAAAUGCCUAAAAGACAUUUUAUUUUAUGAAUCUAUUUUGUUUUUCUUGCUACCAUGGGGAUAUUGUAAAUCAUGCAUUUGUAUUAAUGGUACUUCUUAAAACAAUAUAUUUAAAUUAAACCAAACUGUUCUACAAACUGUUGUAGGCAUCUGUAAAUUCUGUUGUAGGUACUGUAAACUUUAUUGGAGUCUUUAGUCACCAGAUUAUGUUGUGAAUGUGUUUGUAUAUUGGUAAACAUUUUAAAAGAUA